Messenger RNA from Pocillopora meandrina, 3957 nucleotides. The record is from the annotation of a GenBank genome assembly. NCBI's taxonomy places the organism in Eukaryota, Metazoa, Cnidaria, Anthozoa, Scleractinia, Pocilloporidae.
AUGUUGGAAGACGUGGCAAACAUAUAUGCAAGACAAGGUAGGUUUGCAGAAGUAAAAGAAGUUUUUCAGAGUGCACUUGAAAUCACGAAGGCACUUGGAAAUAGAAAAUGGGAAGCCAAGGCUUGCAAAAAACUGGGAUGUUUCCUACUUUCAAUUGGUGAAUUUAAGAAGGCUAAAGGAUAUUUAAGGGACGCACUCGCUAUAACGAUUGAAAUUAGUGACAGAGAAGAAGAAGCAAUAGCUUGCAGUAAUCUAGGAACUUUGUUUACGUCACUUGGUGAAUUUCAGAAGGCUAAAGAAUAUUAUGAGAAAUCACUCCCCAUCGUGAUCGAAAUUGGUCACAGACAAAGAGAGGCAGUAACUUACAACAACCUAGGAUUUAUUUCACAGAAAUUUGGUGAAUAUCAGAAGGUUAAAGAAUACUAUGAGAAAGCACUCCCUAUCGUGAUCGAAAUUGGUGACAAACGAGGAGAGGCAGCAAUUUACGACAACCUAGGAACUUUGUUCCAGUCACUUGGCGAAUUUCAGAAGGCUAAAGAAUGUCAUGAGAAAGCACUCCCUAUCAGGAUCAAAAUUGGUGACAGACAAGGAGAAGCACAAACUUACGGAAACUUUGGAACUUUGUUUAAGUCACUUGGUGAAUGUCAGAAGGCUAAAGAAUACUAUGAGAAAGCACUCCUUAUCGUGAUCGAAAUUGGUGACAAACGAGAAGAGGCAGUAAUUUACGCCAACCUAGGAACUUUGUUCAAGUCACUUGGCGAAUUUCAGAAGGCUAAAGAAUACUAUGAGAAAGCACUCCCUAUCAUGAUCGAAAUUGGUGACAAACGAGGAGAGGCAGUAACUUACUCCGACCUAGGAACUUUGUUCCAGUCACUUGGCGAAUUUCAGAAGGCUAAAGAAUGUCAUGAGAAAGCACUCCCUAUCAUGAUCGAAAUUGGUGACAAACGAGGAGAGGCAGUAACUUACUCCGACCUAGGAACUUUGUUCCAGUCACUUGGCGAAUUUCAGAAGGCUAAAGAAUGUCAUGAGAAAGCACUCCCUAUCAGGAUCGAAAUUGGUGACAAACGAGGAGAGGCAGUAAUUUACGACAACCUAGGAACUUUGUUCCAGUCACUUGGCGAAUUUCAGAAGGCUAAAGAAUAUCAUGAGAAAGCAUUCUCCAUCACGAUCGAAAUUGAUGACAGACAAGGAGAAGCAAUAGCUUGCAGCAACCUAGGAACUUUGUUACAUUCACUUGGUGAAUGUCAGAAGGCUAAAGAAUACUAUGAGAAAGCACUCCCCAUCGUGAUCGAAAUUGGUGACAAACGAGGAGAGGCAGUAAUUUACGACAACCUAGGAACUUUGUUCCAGUCACUUGGCGAAUUUCAGAAGGCUAAAGAAUGUCAUGAGAAAGCACUCCCUAUCAUGAUCGAAAUUGGUGACAGACAAGGAGAAGCAAUAGCUUACGGAAACCUAGGAGUUUUGUUAAAGUUACUUGGCGAAUUUCAGAAGGCUAAAGAAUGUCAUGAGAAAGCACUCCCUAUCAUGAUCGAAAUUGGUGACAGACAAAGGGAAGCAAAAACUUACGGAAACCUAGGAAUUUUGUUAAAUUCACUUGGUGAAUGUCAGAAGGCUAAAGAAUAUCAUGAGAAAGCAUUCUCCAUCAUGAUCGAAAUUGAUGACAGACAAGGAGAAGCAAUAGCUUGCGACAACCUAGGAACUUUGUUACUGUCACUUGGUGAAUAUCAGAAGGCUAAAGAAUAUCAUGAGAAAGCAUUCGACAUCAUGACUGAAAUUGGUGACCGGAAAGGAGAAGCAAAAGUUUAUGGAAACCUAGGAACUUUGUUCCAGUUACUUGGCGAAUUUCAGAAGUCUAAAGAAUAUCGUGAGAAAGCACUCUCCAUCAUGAUCGAAGUGGGUGACAGAAGAGGAGAAGCAGUAGUUUACGACGGCCUAGGAACUUUGUUACGGUCUCUUGGUGAAUAUCUUGGGGCUAAAGAAUAUCAUGAGAAAGCACUCCUCAUCAUGAAGGAAAUUGGUGUUAGGGAAGGAGAAGCAAAAGUCUAUGGAAACCUAGGAACACUGUUUUCUUCGUUUGGAAAAUACAAACAGGCUAAAGAAAAUAUAGAGAAAGCAAUGGCCAUCUCCAGAGAAAUUGGUUACAAACAAAUAGAGGGCCGUGCUUACGAGGCACUUGGACAAGUGUUUUGUGCAAUCACUGAUCGUCAGAGCGCCAAAGAAUAUUACGAGAAAGCGCUUGCUCUCAGUAUUAAGACGGGCGAUAAAGUAGGCGAAGCACAAGUUUAUGCAAACAUCGGAUCAAUAUUUCUAGAGCUUGGCGAAUACGGCAAGGCAGAAGAAUACUUCGAAAGAUCCCGCUCUAUUAGCUGUAAUGUUGGUGACAAUUUGCUGCAGCUUUCAACUCUGUUCUUGCUUUCAAACUUGAAGUCACAGCAAUCCAAGUUUCAAGAAGCGCAUUCGCAUCUCCAGGAAGCUAUUCAGAAAUAUGAGAAAUUGCGAAAUUCUCUACACGGAAAAGAGCAGUUGCAAGUAUCUUUUUUAGAAAAAACGGGUACGUAUCUCUACAAAACACUCAGUGCACUAGUUUGUUUUAGGACAGGAAAUCCUCGAGAUGCACUAUAUAUUGAAGAGCUGGGACGCGCUCGAUGCCUGGGGGAGCAGAUGGCAGCCAAAUUUUCCGUUGAAUAUCACAUCUCAGCGGUACCAAGAUCAUGGUCCAAGGUUGAUAAGAUUUCAAACAAAGAACGUCACUCUACUUUCCUGUACGUUUCGUAUUAUGCACGAACAGUUCAUAUUUGGGUUCUGAAGCCAAACGGAGACACUUUGUUUCGAUGUUCCCAAUGGAUCGAUGACAAAACCCUUAUUGCAGAGAAAGCCUUUGAUUUGAACAGUUUUUUCAACAAAGGUCUUCGUGGCUUUGGCAUUUUACCAAGACAGAAAUGCGAAGAUCGUUCUUUGAGUGAAACCAUGCUGAUAUCACCUGAUGAUGAAAGCGAAGCAAAUCUGCGAGGCGAAGAAACUCCAGAAACUGAAAGAAGACUUAAUCUUUAUUCCAAACUGAUCAUUGCUCCAGUAGCUGAUUUACUCAGCGACCCAGAAAUCAUCAGCGACCCAGAAAUCAUCAUUGUUCCGGAGCGUAGCUUGUACCGAGUUCCAUUUGCAGCCCUACGUCAACAGCCAGGCGGAAAGUAUUUAUCGGAGACUUUCAGAAUCCGCAUCGUCCCUUCUUUGACGACUCUGAAGCUCAUUCAGGACUGCCCAGCGGACUACCAUUGUCAGACUGGUGCUCUAGUUGUGGGUAAUCCUAAGGCAGGAAAGGUGCAUUACAAGGGAAAAACCCAGACCCUUGUUGAUUUACCUGGUGCAAGAAAGGAAGCAGAGAUGAUCGGACGACUACUGGGUGUCCAGCCUUUAUUAGGAGAGUGUGCGACCAGAGAGGCGGUACUUCAAGCGAUCAACUCAGUGAGUCUGAUUCAUAUUGCGGCACAUGGUAACGCUGAUACUGGAGAGAUCGCCCUUUCCCCUCGUCCUACUGCUAAAAGUAUUCCAGAAGAAGAAGACUACCUCUUGAGGAUCUCUGAUAUUUCACAAGUUCAACUGCGAGCUAAACUGGUAGUACUCAGCUGUUGCCACAGUGGGCGUGGAGAGAUCAAAGCCGAGGGAGUUCUUGGAAUCGCUCGAGCAUUCUUGGCAUCCGGUGCACGAUCAGUGCUGGUGACACUGUGGGCCAUAGAGGACGAAGCAACAUGGCAGUUCAUGAGCCGUUUCUACAGACACCUUGUUGACGGAUUUAGUGCCAGUGAAUGUCUCCACCAGGCCAUGAAAUGGCUGAGGAACACCGGCUUUACCAAAGUCUCCCAGUGGGCUCCAUUCAUGCUGAUUGGAGAUAAUGUCACAUUUGACUUUAAGAAAGAAAGGUUAGUUAUUUGCUUCAGUGACCAUGAUCAAAAUGUUUAG